Drosophila ficusphila is the source of this 407-nucleotide messenger RNA. RefSeq names its product anaphase-promoting complex subunit 13. The record is from RefSeq and is a predicted model, not a curated record. Gene Ontology annotation, cellular component: anaphase-promoting complex. The transcript has 3 exons. Lineage: Eukaryota; Metazoa; Arthropoda; Insecta; Diptera; Drosophilidae. Bases 135 to 377 code for a protein of 80 amino acids. Gene Ontology annotation, biological process: protein K11-linked ubiquitination.
UCUAAACAGCUGUUUUGGUUAACAAAACACAAUUCUAUGCCAAUUGUUUACAAAAACACUCUAAAAGAGGCUAAGCAAACAAUUGGCAGGCAGUUGAAGGCUGGCCAAUCUCUGAUUAAACUAUUCCAUAAGUGAUGGACAGCCAGGCACCGAUCGAUGAUCUGCUGCUGGACAUUGUAGACAAUGCUUGGCGCAUGGAAGUUCUGCCGUUCGACCAGAUUCUAGUGCCACGCGAAAAGCUACCCGAUCCGGAGGCAGACGGCGGUGAUUCACACCUAACGGUCAGCGAACAGGAGCAAAAGUGGACUGAUCUUGCGUUGGGCUCGCUGGCACCGGACGCAGCCCUCAUCGACCAGCUCAACAUCACCUCUAUCUAACCAAGGACCUCGAGUCCACGGGCGAGCGCC